This is a messenger RNA of Malassezia globosa CBS 7966, 447 nucleotides long. RefSeq lists its product as uncharacterized. Gene Ontology annotation, cellular component: post-mRNA release spliceosomal complex; U2-type spliceosomal complex. Bases 1 to 447 code for a protein of 148 amino acids. NCBI's taxonomy places the organism in Eukaryota, Fungi, Basidiomycota, Malasseziomycetes, Malasseziales, Malasseziaceae. The transcript has a single exon. The record is from RefSeq and is a predicted model, not a curated record.
AUGGGAAUCGAGAGUGCAGCGGCAGAGCGAAAAGCGCGGAUUGCGGCCUUGCGCGCGCUUCGGCAGGCUGAAGAAGCUGGUGAUCAGGCGGCGAUCGACGCGAAUGCCUUCGGUCGGCAAGUGAAGCAGCACUUUCGCACGAGUAGACCGCCACCGGCAGGCAUGCUUGCGAGUGCGUCGGCACAGGCGCCGAUGACGCUGGAGCAGGAAGUCGACGGCAUGCAGGAGCAAGUGAUUCAGGAGGACACGAGGAAGCAGGCCGAGGAGCUGGACCUGACGAACAUUGCGCCGCGUCGUGCGAAUUGGGACCUACGGCGAGACUUGGAUGAGCGCUUGGCGCGGUUAGAGCCAAAGACGCAGGCGGCGAUCCAUACGCUGAUUGUGCAGCGGAUUCGAGCCAGUCGUGAUCGGGACGAAGAAGCUGCGAAUGUGCUGGUGAAUGAAUAG